AUGAAGUCCGUAGCAAUUGUUUUUUUCGCGUUGUGUGCCGCGCUGCGGUGCUUCGGCAUCAACCCCGCCGCCUCCCGGCAGGAGGCACGGGAGUCGUUCGGCAUGGACGACGUGCUGAACAACAUCCAGCAGGUCGGCAGCGACAAGGAGCACGAUGACUCUCGGCUGCAGCAGUUCUCCGCGCUGCUCGAAACCGCUGGGAUCCCGGUGAAAGACCCGGAGUCUAUGGAACAGCAUGAGAAGGAUGUGUACGACCGCAUCGAGGCGCUCGUGGGUAAAUCCAACGCCAGGAUCAUCACGUACAUCGCUUCCAUCGCGGAACAUACGCAAAGCAAGUCCGGCAAUCGUCCGAAUGCGUCUUCGCAUCAGGCUUCGGGGUUUCUGCUGGAGCAGAUCCUCGCGGCGCUCGAGGCGCAGGGAAGCGAUUUCAACUUCCUGAAGAUAGAAGAGUAA
Molecule: messenger RNA, 453 nt
Organism: Babesia bigemina
Lineage: Eukaryota; Apicomplexa; Aconoidasida; Piroplasmida; Babesiidae
Exons: 5
Coding region: 1-453 (150 amino acids)
Source: RefSeq, a predicted model, not a curated record